This is a messenger RNA of Haemonchus placei, 1242 nucleotides long. Lineage: Eukaryota; Metazoa; Nematoda; Chromadorea; Rhabditida; Trichostrongylidae. The record is from the annotation of a GenBank genome assembly.
AUGACAGUACACUCAUUCCUCUUCUACACAGCAACACUGACGUUCGGCAGAUCCCUGUCAGCGGAGAAAAUCGACAAAAGGGUGCAUAUGUUGAUGCGACAAUUCGACCUAUUGGGAUAUAGCCAUGAAAAACUUCAGCAUUUAUCCGUCAGUGCUCAGAGACGGGCUCUCCUUGCUUAUGCUCUCAUCAAGGACCCAGUGUUGCUGGUAGUGGAAGAUCCAUGUGAUGGGUUGGAACCGAUCUCUAGUUAUCAGUUGAUGUACUGUUUGCGGAUCUAUGCAGCUGAACACAACCGAAUCGUUCUUGUAUCUAUAGGAAAUCCUCGAUCUGAUCUCUGUCAAGUGAUUUCUAGUCUAACCAUGCUUUUCCAGGGAGCAGUACUCUAUUCAGGACGUAUAAAAAAUUUGCCCACAUAUUUUCAAGAUGUAGCCUUACCGUGCCCAGAAAAUGAGAAUCCAGCUAUGUACUAUCUGUCCUUGGCCACAUUAAGCUACGAGACAAAAAGUGGCUUCGACCGAACACAAGCCCAAGCACUUCGAAUGGUUGAGUUGUUUAAGACCCAAUCGCCUCCUUUGCCUCCUUCGAGGUUUCGGCAAAUUGAAACCGACGAUGGUGGCACCGUAGCGCUAUGCUUUUUGGGCAGAUCGUCAGCUACUACAAAGUUUUUUGUUUUAGUAAGGCGUUCAUUCCUGACAAUAACCUCAUGGCAAUGCUCUCUUCUCCUCAGGAUCGCUCUACUUCCACUUCUUAUGCUAGUUACGGCUCUAUUCAGCACAAACCUUCUAUCUGGUUCAUGGAUCUCUCCUUAUACCUCAUUCAGAAUACUUGAAUUGUCUCUACUUAUCAGUUAUUGUACCAGUACUUUGCUGGCUCUCACCUGCUAUGAAGGCCUACUGUCUCUCAGUGUUGCCGAAAAUUGCGACUGUAUCUACAAUAAAAGCCUAUCGUUCCUGAGUUAUAUGUGUACAGUUUUUGGCAUUGACGUUUUGUCGUCGUUGCUGUCGGCUGCUAUUCUUCUUUGCAUUUCAAACAUCGUCUGGCCGGUGGCAAUUUUACGGACAGCGAUCGUCCUUUUAUGCGUAUUUCUGAGUGCUCAUCUCAUCACAAUGACGGCGAUGCUCUACAUUCGAGACAGCCUGGCAUGUGCGGCCCUUUCUGUCUUCAUCUUCACCAUUUGCCUACUUUUCGGCAGUGGAUUACUGCGGUACGGUGUUCAGUCGGUAAAAACCAUUACAUUAUAA